Messenger RNA from Acanthaster planci (crown-of-thorns starfish), 3612 nucleotides. RefSeq names its product epoxide hydrolase 1-like. Gene Ontology annotation, molecular function: epoxide hydrolase activity. Lineage: Eukaryota; Metazoa; Echinodermata; Asteroidea; Valvatida; Acanthasteridae. Gene Ontology annotation, biological process: epoxide metabolic process. The record is from RefSeq and is a predicted model, not a curated record.
AUGGGAUGGAAACUAACAGUCACCGUACUUCUUAUGGGGCUGGGUAUCGCCUACAUGAGCGGUCUCUUCAGCUCGCCGCCUGAUCCACCAGAGGUUGGUGACGGAUGGUGGGGACGAGGUGACAAGCCUAAGAAGGAAGAAGACACGUCAGUGAAAAGAUUCAACAUUCAUUUCCCAAAUGAGGACCUGGCAAAUCNUAUCGCCUACAUGAGCGGUCUCUUUAGCUCGCCACCUGAUCCGCCAGAAAUUGGCGAUGGAUGGUGGGGACGAGGUGACAAGCCUAAGAAAGAGGAGAAUACGUCAGUUAAUAGAUUUAACAUUCAUUUCCCAGACGUGGACUUGGCAAAUCUGAAAGAGCGCCUCAGGGGAACUCGAUGGUUCGAGAGCGUUGAAGGCACCAAGUUUCACUUCGGUAUCAAGCCGGAGUAUAUGAAGAAAAUAGUGGAUUACUGGCUGAACAAAUACGACUGGCGCAAAAAAGAGCAAGAGCUGAACCAGUAUCAAAGUUACAAGACAAAAAUCGAGGGAAUCGACAUCCACUUCGUCCGAGCUGUGCCCAGACUGAAAGUGGGACAGAAGGCUAAGCCCAUUCUAAUGGUCCACGGCUGGCCGGGUUCCUUCUACGAGUUCUACAAGAUAAUUCCCAUGCUGAUCGACCCCACUCGUCAUGGAGGGACCGAGGAUGAUAUCUUUGAGGUCAUCGUUCCUUCUUUGCCUGGUUAUGGUUUCUCAGAGGCUGCUCACAAACAAGGUUUAAAUGCCAGGGUCGCCGGUCGCAUAUUCCACAAGCUUAUGACUCGACUGGGAUUCGACAGCUACUAUGUCCAGGGUGGUGACAUGGGCGCCAUGGUAACGGACCAAAUGGCCGGCAUGUUCCCAAAUCAUGUCCGUGGUAUCCAUGUGAACAUGAUACUCACCCAACCGCCUGUGAGUCAGAUGAUCCUGGGCAGCCUGUUCCCCUCCCUGGUACUGGAUAACGAAGGCUACGCCGGGUCGCUGCCGAGCUGGGAAUCUUUGAAAAAGUGGCUGAUAGAGACGGGGUACAUGCACAUACAAGCCACUAAGCCAGACACAGUAGGUCACGCCCUGACCGACUCUCCUGUGGGGCUGGCCGCCUACAUCAUUGAAAAGUUCUCGUCCUGUACAAAUUACGACUGGCUUGACUUGGAUGACGGCGGACUCGAUGCUUAUUGGUCCAAAGACGACCUGUUAACUAAUGUCAUGAUCUACUGGGUGUCUGGAUGCAUUACGUCAUCUAUGCGCAUGUACAAAGAGACUGUGCCGAUCUCCGGAUCAUUGAGCAAUUUCUUGAAUACUGUGCCCGCCGGUUUGGCAGAUCUGCCGCACGAGGUGACGCGAAUACAGAAGAACUGGGCAUCCCAACACUACACAGACAUUGUCUCCUACACAACUUACCCAUCGGGCGGCCAUUUUGCAGCCUUCGAGGUACCAGACCUACUCGCCAAGGACUUGCGGCAAUUCGUGCAAAAGGUCGAACAUCGUCUGCUCAGCAAAACAAAGUAAUCUGUGAUGUGAAUGAUAGACAGAGUCUUUGUCAUGGGGGAAGUGGGAUGAUAUACGGUACUUCAGGGAAGAGUGAGUGCACUCUUAUGUACAAUGCUGACCAAUGAGAAUCGCGCUAGACAACGAGAAUAAAACGCUAAAACGAGGAUGGACGCAUAAUAUUUUUCAGGGGGGGUGGCAAAUUUUGGGCAUUAUUUGCAAGCUUUUUUCCACCGAUUUUCUGACGACUGUUAUUUAGGUCUUGUUCCAAGCAAUCUUGAAAAAGGGUAGUUCUUAAAAAAGCACAUGAAGAUUUCUGUCACUGACAUGCAAUAACUUAUAACAGUGCGCAACAGCGUUUUUAUUUUACUGAAUGAAAUUUAUGUCCAUCGUUGUCAUCAAUAACUAAGGAAAGAAUUUGAUAAAUAAAAUGUAACGUUUAGAUCUUGUUGUCGAAAAUGAGUUGUAAUGCUGAGGAAAGAGAACUGAAAGGCUUUACCCUUUUUCCUUUUUGGGACAGUUUGUCUCAAAUGUUUACAGGCUUAAAUGGGACAUGAAGAGUGUGGCACCUUCAUACACGUAUCAGAAACAAAAUGUGCAGCACACUUUACACCAGUUCUGUUUUCAGCAUAACAUGUACCCAUGCUCCACUAGGUUGCUAGUUACAACUGUUCCCAGUUCGUCCAUUGCAUGGUCUCAGCUUCGUAGUACCGUCCAGAAAAUAGCCGUCAGAUCUUCAAAUCAAACUGGUUUGUGGCUCCGUGUGAAUAUUACCCGCGUACGGUUUGCAGUAACAAAUGUGCCAAUGGCAAAUGGAUUCAUCCGCUUUCAUAAAGGCUGGCGGGCUGUAACGAACAUUGCUUCAGACAUCGUACGCUGGUGAAGCUAAUGCGGUAAAAUGUUUUAUAGUAAUGUAUCCACCAAAAAUUUUCGUUUAAAAUUCUUUUACGUGUAUGGAAAUAAAACACUAUGAAUUCUGAAUACAGUCGGGCAGACUGUCAUCUAUAAUUACCAUUUUGUCACUGCACAGCUAUCAAUAAAUAUGUUCAUGUUCUGAGUGACUCUUUUCCUACUCUGUUUUUCUCCCAGAUUCUCAAAAUACACCCUAAACAGGUGUAAACUUACAUGAAAUUCAGCUGGCACUUUCAAAUACAAUCACACUAAUUUCAUCACUGUAAGACGUAAUAAGUUGAUUGCCCAGGACAGCAUCACUUUUAGAAAAUUAAGACACAAGUUGAGCCUUGACAAACUUUGGACAUGUCCAAAGAAUAUUGAUUAUUGAUCUUUGAAUGCGUUUGCUGUGAAGAACUCCUAUUAGUCGCCCAAUUCUGUAGAAUAUGCUUAGAUUGAGGUAAAUAGUACAUUGGAAGGUGCCACAUCCCCGGUUACCCCAACCCCGUGGACAUAACCUUCGGUAGUUAUUCGCACUCUCGCGCAAAAAAAGACACCAGAUACAAGAUCUUCUGUUUUAUUAUUAUUUUUUUUAAUAUUUACAAUUUUGUUGAUCUGACACUAUAUAAAAUACGCCCGGGACUUUCGGGUUUUGAACGCAGUGGAUGCACAAUUUAAAUUGAACGUAAAAUUCUAAAGAUCCUUUCUGUCACUGCAGCGAUGACUGGUUCACGUUAUGGCCAGGAACUCUCGGGCUGUCUCACCGCAGAGUAGCCUUCGGGGCACCGGCCUGACUCUCUGUCGUACAACGGUCUUGAAUUGACCCCGAGUCUUGAGUUGUUCCUUGAGUUUCUGGCUAGCCCUUGGAUCGGACUGCUAGUCCAAUACCCACAGUAGAACCCUAUGUAAAUGAAAUGCAAACCUUUUCUGAACACCUAUCUGGUACAAAUGUUCGACAACGUCGAAGGCUGUAAUUAUACAGGAUAUUGUUAUUAUAGUAGUUGCAACCAUCAUCACAACUAUUUACAAAAGAAUGACCACUCCAUAUCUUGACACAGCUAAUAUUUAAAAGUGAUGCCACCAUAAAUCCAAUUUCUCUAAUACAUCUUCGUUACUCCAGUAAUCACUUAUCUUAAUGUAAAUAAGUGUAACCGCAAAAUUUACUGUAUUUUCAAAAUAAACUUACAGGUUGCGUAGACACCUGGUUCUUGUGGGAAG